This is a messenger RNA of Magallana angulata, 2935 nucleotides long. Its product is annotated as zinc metalloproteinase/disintegrin-like. NCBI's taxonomy places the organism in Eukaryota, Metazoa, Mollusca, Bivalvia, Ostreida, Ostreidae. The record is from RefSeq and is a predicted model, not a curated record. Gene Ontology annotation, biological process: proteolysis. Gene Ontology annotation, molecular function: metalloendopeptidase activity.
UCGUGUGUGCACAUUGUUAGUUUUUCUUAUGAAUUAUAAAUAAAGCAGUACGUUAUCUGCUAUAGCAAGAAUGUUUUCACUUUGGAUGAAUCAAGGACUGAUUUUAAUGGUAAAAAUGCACCUACUUGUCGGAUUUUUUCCGGAUUUUCAAGCCAAGGAAAACAUAAACUGGGUUGAUGUCAUGAUCAAGGUAUCUACGAACAGAGGCAGAAUUCUGAGGUCCACUGCCUUGCCCAGACAAUUGCUCGUAAGCUUAAACAUGAGCACUGAUCAGCUGAUCACAUUUGAUCUGAAAGAAAAUGGGGAAAUCAACUCGAAUAUACCAAUUUAUACAACAGACACGGAUGGGAAAAUAAGGGUGCAACAGCCUGCAUCAUUAGAAAAUGUGAAAUACUAUCAAGAUCAGAAGCACAGCGCUUCUUUUAUGAUAGAAACAAACUACUCUUCGUCAUGCAUGGUUGCAACAUUUUUAUAUCAAAACAACGAGUACAUGAUGAGACCAGAGCACUGCGUGUCUGAUAUAGGAAAAGACAUGAAGUUCCAAUUAGCUAAACUAAACAGAACUCAUAUAUUGCACAGCCAACCUCUCAAGACCGAUAGUCGCCAACAAAUGUUCUCUUCUAACCAACUUGAAAGACACAAACGAGCGAGUACGGACUACAAGAUAGAAAUGUUCUUCAUCAUAGACUACUCAAUCUACAACUAUUGGUAUAUACGUAGUGAAGCAACGACCGCCAGUGGCAAAGACAAGGAGGCCAAAAACAGCAUUAUACAGUUCUACUCCUUCGUUGUAAAUGGGAUCGAUGUUCGUUAUAAAUCUAUACAAUCGUGGUUCACAAUAUCCAUUUUGUAUUCUGGGAUAUACAUUGCCGAUGCACCAGAGAAAGCACAGUUCAUAGAAAACAAUAAAGAUACGUCAUCUUCCCAAACAAUGGCUGACUCAACCGUCGUUCUUAACGCCGUCACUUCUUGGAUCAAUGGUAUGUCUGGAAUACCGCCACAUGACCAUGCCAUGAUGUUUACCAGGUAUGACUUUACCAACAAGGGAUCUUCUAGCAAUGUGGGACUUGCCUACGUAUCAGGCAUGUGUUCAGACCAGUCGGUAUCGGUGGUGGAAGACCACUUUGAUUUUUCUGUACUUACAUCAGCUGCACAUGAAUUAGGACAUGGACUAGGUGCUCAGCAUGACGGCAGUGGUAAUGCGUGUGACAGCGAUGAUUCUUACAUAAUGUCAGCAGUCAGUAGGCCAGUGCAAAACCAAAAUCCAUGGAAAUUCUCAACAUGCUCUGUCAACUAUUUUACAACCUUUAUAAACAAACUUAACCAAGAAGAUAAAAACUGCAUGACUGUAUUAAGUCCUAGUUAUGACCCUGGAACACUUAAACAGUAUACGUCACUUCCGGGAGAAAUUUAUGAUGCUGAUUCUCACUGUCGACACAUCGUUGGACCAGGUUCUUCGUUUUGUAGGGGUCUUUAUGAUGGUAACUUUUCGAGUAUCUGCACUACACUUUGGUGUCGGAAAACAGACGGAAGUGGUGGUUGUACUUCUGCUGUUGCAGGAAAUGGCCUUCGGUGUGGAAAUAAAAAGUGGUGUAUUUCUGGCAAGUGCAAGUAUGAUGAGUGUGCGCCUCCUGGAGAUGAUGCUUGCUUAUAUGGAGAUGCUAAAGGAGUAGUCACGACUUAUAGCAGUAAAGAAAUCACUUGUUCUUUUGAGGACAUAAGUGAUUAUCCAUCGGUUUGUUAUCACGUAAAAGACAAAUGCUGCCAGCAAUGCAGACACUUCUACACCGGAAUAGCAGGGUGUGAGUAUGGAGACAGAGCUUCUGGUUGUUAUACUCGUAUUUGUCCGGUUAAUCCUUCCGUUUGCUGUGGUACAUGUUAUAGUGGUCCAACACUAACCAAACCCACCCAGAAACCAACAACCAAGUACAAUAACCCUUGCAAAACCACAGUUAUGACAAAUAAGGGUGCAACAAACUGCAUCAUUAGAAAAUGUGAAAUACUAUCAAGAUCAGAAGCACAGCGCUUCUUUAUGAUAGAAACAAACUACUCUUCGUCAUGCAUGGUAUGAUUUAAGCUAUCAAGAGGUAGUCAAAUCAUUAGCAAUAAUAUGUGUUAUUCUUAAGACAAGGUGACCUAAAACGAUGGUCAUGAAAUCGUAAUCUUGAUAUUCGAUGCCACUAAUUUAAUAAGAAAUUAACAAUAAUACAUUGAGUAUAUAGGUUGCAACAUUUUUAUAUCAAAACAACGAGUACAUGAUGAGACCAGAGCACUGCGUGUCUGAUAAUGGAAAAGACAUGAAGUUCAAAUUAGCUAAACUAAACAGAACUCAUAUAUUGCACAGCCAACCUCUCAAGACCGGUAAAAUAAAUCAAAACAUUAAUUAUUGUUUCUUAAUUUAUUACUUUUGUGUCAUUUUGAAAGUGAUUAAAGAUGCACUUUAUUGUGUAGGAUAUUUUUGUAAUAAACUUUUCAGUAGUUUAACAAAUGAUUGUUAUGCUAUCAUAUUACUCUCUAUCAUUCCUAUUCCUAAUUGGCUAUUCCUGAAGUCAAAAUUACUUGACUGACAUCCUGAAAACAAAAUGAUAUCAUACAUAUGUAAUAUGUUCAACUGUUAAGACAAAUCGAUUCUUUUAUCAAGUCGUUUGCCUAACAUUUUAUAUUGAAUUUAUCCAUCCAAAAUAAUUCUAAAUAAAUAUGCAAAGCACAUGAAUACACUAAUGGCUUAUGACAUAAAAAUACAUAUCAACAUAUCUUAUGCAGAUAGUCGCCAACAAAUGUUCUCUUCUAACCAACUCGAAAGACACAUCAUAGACUAUUCAAUCUAUAACUAGUAUGUACUACCAGUAUGCGUUAAGGGAAUAACCACAUUGUACUAAAGGGAUUGCUUUAAAAAUACAAUGAAGCGUAAAUAAAAUAACAAUAGAGCUACUAA